Molecule: messenger RNA, 783 nt
Organism: Closterium sp. NIES-65
Lineage: Eukaryota; Viridiplantae; Streptophyta; Zygnematophyceae; Desmidiales; Closteriaceae
Source: the annotation of a GenBank genome assembly
AUGGACGUGGACGUGGACGUGGACAUGGAGGUGGACAUGGACGUGGACAUGGACGUGGACGAGGACGUGGACAUGUACGUGGACGUGGACAUGGACGUGGACGUGGAUGUGGACGUGGACGUGGAGAUGGACGUGGACGUGGACAGGGACGUGGACGUGGACGUGGACGUCGACAUGGACGUGGACGUGGACAUGGACAUGGACGUGGACAGGGACGUGGACGUGGACGUGGACCUCGACAUGGACGUGGACGUGGAGGUGGACGUGGACGUGGACGUGGACGUGGACAUGGACGUGGACGUGGACGUGGACGUGGUCGUGGACGUGGACGUGGACAUGGACGUGGACGUGGACUGGGACGUGGAGGACUUGAACGUGGACGAGGACGUGGACAUGGACGUGGACGUGGACGUGGACAUGGACGUGGACGUGGACGUGGACGUGGACAUGGACGUGGACGUGAACGUGGACGUCGACAUGGACGUGGACGUGGAGGUGGACGUGGACGUGGACGUGGACGUGGACGUGGACAUCGACCUGGACGUGGACGUGGACGUGGACGUGGAUGUGGACGUGGACGUGGAGAUGGACGUGGACGUGGACGUGGACGUAGACGUGGACGUGGACAUGGACGUGGACGUGGACGUGGACGUGGACGUGGAGGUGGACGUGGACAUGGACGUGGACGUGGACGUGGACAUGGACGUGAACGUAGACAUGGACGUGGACGUGGACAUGGACGUGGACAUGGACGUGGACGUGGACGUGGACGUGGGGACAUAG